Messenger RNA from Lodderomyces theae, 2487 nucleotides. It is a transcript of the gene RTS1, whose product is annotated as protein phosphatase 2A regulatory subunit. The coding region runs from base 1 to 2487 and encodes 828 amino acids. Gene Ontology annotation, biological process: signal transduction. Gene Ontology annotation, cellular component: protein phosphatase type 2A complex. The transcript has a single exon. Lineage: Eukaryota; Fungi; Ascomycota; Pichiomycetes; Serinales; Debaryomycetaceae. Gene Ontology annotation, molecular function: protein phosphatase regulator activity. The record is from RefSeq and is a predicted model, not a curated record.
AUGAUGAAAGGAUUCAAAAAUAGAUUGACCCGAAACAAGAGUCAAUCGACAACGAAAAAGGGUGACAAGAAAGACAAGGACAAGAGUGAAAAAAAGUCAACGACGUCAUCCUCAUCCUCGGCAUCGUCAUCAUCAACAUCGAAUGUGGGCUCUCUGCAAAGCUCGAAGAACUUGAUGACCAACUCUUCAACCUCACUCAAAUCCAAUUCUCCAAGCCCUUCACGAAACAAUAGUUCAAACAGUGCAGUGUCGAUCAAGUCCACCAACAGCAAUACAACUAUGACAUCAGCAACCUCGCCACAAGGCCUGCCAACUACAGAAUCCCCCAGAAUUGUUGUCAAUCAAGACAGCCCAAACACUAUUUUUGGCUCCCCUUCGCAACAAUCAUCCAAUAGCUCUGGUGUCUUUCCAAAUUCUGUGUCGUUAGCAACAGGUCCUUCAUCGGCAGCAAAUAUUUCAGCAGCGAAUACAGGCAUUACCCCAACUACAAUGCCUUCAAUUGUAACGCCGAAUCAAGGGGCCGGUAGUGUGUCAUUUGGCUCUCAACCUAUCACGCCUACACCUACUUCACCCAAAAGCCCUACGUUUGAAGCCAAAGCACAUCAUAGUCUGCAAGGAGCGCAAUCCCAUCAUCAAUUGAAUCCAAACAUCUCUUCCCCUGGAAGAGAUUCUUUUGAUAUAGAUUUGAUCAGUGCCCCAAAGAGACAUUCGUCAUCUAGAUUUGAACCAACUUCAUCCGAUAGAUAUCAGGAAAUCCACAAGUUGCCAAAUUUUGACGAGGUGUUACCUGAGGACCAAAUUAACUUGUUUAUACAAAAGAUUGAUCAGUGUAACAUCAUGUUUGAUUUCAGUGACCCCACUUUUGACAUCAGAGGUAAGGAGAUCAAGAGGAUGACGUUGCAGGAGUUGAUUGCAUUCAUCUCGAACAACCGCUUCUCCUACACCGACGAGAUGUACAAGCAUGUUGUCAACAUGUUCAAGAAAAAUUUGUUUCGUCCAAUACCUCCUCCUGUGAACCCUGUUGGCGACAUUUAUGACCCCGAUGAAGAUGAGCCGGUGAGCGAGUUGGCAUGGCCGCAUAUGCAAGCUAUUUAUGAGUUUUUUUUGAGAUUCAUUGAGCUGCCUGAUUUUCAGCAUCAAAUUGCCAAACAGUAUAUCGACCACGAGUUCAUCUUGAGAAUACUAGAGUUGUUUGAUUCGGAAGAUCCAAGAGAGAGGGACUGUUUGAAAACGACAUUGCAUAGAAUUUACGGAAAAUUUUUGAGCUUGAGGAGCUUCAUUAGAAAAUCAAUCAACAAUGUUUUCCUACAAUUUAUUUACGAAACGGAAAAGUUCAAUGGUGUGGGGGAAUUGUUGGAAAUUAUGGGAUCAAUAAUAAAUGGGUUUGCACUUCCAUUGAAAGAGGAACACAAAAUCUUUUUGGUAAGGGUGUUGAUCCCCUUGCAUAAAGUAAAGUGCUUGUCGUUGUACCACCCGCAAUUGGCCUACUGCAUUGUCCAAUUCUUAGAAAAGGACCCCACGUUGACCGAGGAUGUGAUUAUGGGUUUGUUGAGAUUUUGGCCAAAGAUUAACAGUCCAAAGGAACUCAUGUUUUUGAAUGAAAUUGAGGAUGUAUUCGAGGUAAUGGAGCCCAAUGAAUUUGUCAAGAUACAAAUACCCCUUUUUGCCCAAUUAUCGAAAUGUAUCAGCUCAUCACAUUAUCAAGUGAGUGAAAAAAUUUUGUGCUACUGGUCGAAUGAAUACUUUUUGACGUUAAUCACUGAAAAUGCCGAGGUUGUCUUGCCGAUAAUAUUUGCAUCAUUGUACGAGUUGACAAACUCGACACAACCGGGAAUUGAGAAUGGCAUAAUGCAACAAAAGUUGGCCAACUUUCCUGACGCAACAGUGGAUGCUAAUGGCAACUUGAUCGAUGCAGGAUUGGUUUUACAAGACUUACAGCAAGGUAUCAUACCAAGCGCAAACGAUCCUUCGCAUCCACAUCACAAGAUCUUUCAAGUACACGCUUCAGUGAAUAAUAAUGGACAAAAUGGUGAAAAUGAUUUGCCAAUGUCUCUUAAUGGCGAAGGCAAUCCUCAAAACCGCAACAUUCACACCGACCUCAAUGGAAACGAGCUUUCAGACGAGGAAUAUUACGACCUGCUUAGCUCAAUGCAAGCAAAUGCAAGUGCAAAUGCAUCGAACUCUAGUAAUCCAUUGAGUGACGAGUUUGGUCCUGGAUUCGAUGAAGAGACAAACAUGUUACAGCACAAUUCAGCCACCUCGAUUUGGAAUAGAAAUAUUCACUCACUUGCUUAUGGUGCCUUGAAGGUGUUUAUGGACCACAACCCCGUAUUGUAUGACCACUGCACCAUGCUAUAUCACCAAUCAUUGAGUGAGCAGAAGAGCCGCGAAGCUGCAAGAAAAGAAGGCUGGGAAAAGAUUGAGAGAUAUGUUCAGCAGAUCAAGGCUCAACAACAGCCACAAAAUGAAAGUAGGGGAGUGUAUUAA